Aspergillus puulaauensis is the source of this 963-nucleotide messenger RNA. RefSeq lists its product as uncharacterized. NCBI's taxonomy places the organism in Eukaryota, Fungi, Ascomycota, Eurotiomycetes, Eurotiales, Aspergillaceae. The record is from RefSeq and is a predicted model, not a curated record. The transcript is spliced from 2 exons. Bases 1 to 963 code for a protein of 320 amino acids.
AUGGACAUCCCAAACGCAGUCAACAUAGCAAUCCUGGGCGGCUGCCCCAGCACAACCAACUUCCUCCACACAUUUAACCACGAGAGAAUGUCCCGGCUCGCCGAUAACACAGUAACCCCCUCUACGCAAAGCUACCACCUCAGAGCAAGCACUCUGGGCGCCGACUCCGACUCGGAAGUAAUGGUGGUAACGAGGGAAUUCGACUCCGAGCGUCUGAAGAACCCGUACCUCCUGCACUGUUUUGGUACCGGCACGGAGCCGCCUGAUGGGUUUAUCGUCGUUUAUGAUCCGUCCUGGCCGUUCUCGCUGGACGAGGCUGAGGGACUUUUAUCGGCUGUUGUGGCUGCGUCUUGGGGGCCGAGACUCGUAGAGUUGGAAUCCAUACGACGGAGGGUUGAGCGGGAUAUAAAAUCUCCAUCUUCAUCUUCAACUUCAACUUCAUUUCCAGGGUUAUCAGGGAGAGAGCGGUGGAAGAAGAGGUAUAGCAAGUUUAAACCAUUCCCGCGCCUCCCAUAUGACCUGCAACUAGCAAUUCUACGGGCCUGUCUAGUGUCGCCAGAACCGAUCAUCGACCGGAAACCGCAUUUAAACGGGAUUUGCACGAAUUUACUCCUGGUGAAUAAGUUCUGCUACGAGGAGGGCGGGAAGAUAUUCAAAACAGAGAACAGGUUUCUUCCUCUGCCGCCAAUUUGCAUAGUUGCGGAUUCGUCUGCUAGGGAUAUUUGGGAUUCCGGGGAGGAUUUAAUGCAGAAGGGAAGACAAUUAGCAGAGAGGUUUGGGGUUGGGUUUUUUGACAUUUCCUGCCAGAGCCGGUCUGAUGUGGAUGGAGUUGUUAUGGGCGUUGUCAGGGAGUUUGUAGCGAGAGAGGAGAGAGUUCUCAGACACCGACUGCAGCAGAACAGACGGUCGAUGUGGUCUAUUCGGUCUGUUGGAGGUAUUUGGAAUAGAAGACACCAUGAAUGA